AUGUCUCGCUCGACCAAUUCAUCCUCGACCGCACUCCCACCGACCCACCGCGCCCUCAGACAGGACACGUACGCCUCGCGUCCCACGGUCCAACAGAUUCAAACUCCCCAACCGACACCGGGCAGCGCGGUGCUCAAGGUCGAAGCUGCCAACGUCAUCUCCUACACCAAGGACAUCUACAACGGGGUGAGAAAGUACCCUUACCCUACCCCACUGACGUUGGGAUCCAGCGCCAUCGGACGCAUCGUCGCGUUGGGUCCCGACGCCACGACCUUGCGGGUCGGUGACCUGUGUUUCUUGGACAUCACCAUCUCCGGUCGAGACGACGUCGACGGAAACGCCAACAGCACUUUUCUCUCGGCCAUCCAUGACGGUUUCGGUGCCGCGAGUAAAGGACUCAUGUCCCAGGCCUGGCGGGACGGUACUUACGCCGAGUACGUUCGCUGGCCCCUCGAGAAUUGUCACCGAGUCGACGAGACCAAAAUGUUCAAGGCCCGAGGCUACAAUGUCCAAGACCUCAUGUACAUAUCCAAAAUCAUGGUGCCUUACGGGGGCAUGGGGCCCGGUUGUGUCGACGUCAAGCCCGGGGAGACGGUCAUCGUGAGUCCGGCCACCGGAAGUUUCGGUAGUGCUGCGGUGCAUGUCGCAUUGAGCCUUGGUGCGGGAAAGGUUGUCGCCAUGGGUCGAAACGUCGACGUCCUGGAGAAGGUCAAAAGUGUCGCCGGUGGUGGUGGUGGUGGUGGUGGUGAGAGAGUGGUGUGUGUCAAACUCACGGGUGAUUACCAGACGGACUUGGAUGCUUUGAAAGUUGCGACUGCCGACGACGGUGGUGCAGAUGUCUUUUUCGACACGAGUCCUCCCGCCGCGGCCGGGUCGACACACGUCAAGGCCGGGAUCAUGAGUUUGAAAAAGGGCGGGAGGUGUGUCUUGAUGGGUGGCAUUGCGGGGGACGUGGCCCUGCCACACUUGAAAAUCAUGCAUUGGGGCAUCACGAUCAAGGGCAAAUGGAUGUUUGAGCCGGUCGACGUCAAGAGGAUGAUCAACUUGAUCGAGACGGGUGUCGUCAAGUUGCACAAUCCGGAAAAGGGUGAGCCAAUGAUUGGGGCAAAGUGUUUGGGAACGUUUGGGUUGGACGAUUGGGAAAAGGCUUUUGAUGAGGCCGAAAGGGUGGGGAGUGAUGGAUAUAUUUUGUUGAAACCCUGA
This is a messenger RNA of Exophiala oligosperma, 1203 nucleotides long. RefSeq lists its product as uncharacterized. Bases 1 to 1203 code for a protein of 400 amino acids. The transcript has a single exon. Lineage: Eukaryota; Fungi; Ascomycota; Eurotiomycetes; Chaetothyriales; Herpotrichiellaceae. The record is from RefSeq and is a predicted model, not a curated record.